Fukomys damarensis (Damara mole-rat) is the source of this 4701-nucleotide messenger RNA. It is a transcript of the gene Gigyf2, whose product is annotated as GRB10 interacting GYF protein 2. NCBI's taxonomy places the organism in Eukaryota, Metazoa, Chordata, Mammalia, Rodentia, Bathyergidae. The record is from RefSeq and is a predicted model, not a curated record. The transcript is spliced from 29 exons. The coding region runs from base 200 to 4069 and encodes 1289 amino acids. Gene Ontology annotation, biological process: insulin-like growth factor receptor signaling pathway. Gene Ontology annotation, molecular function: protein binding. Gene Ontology annotation, cellular component: proximal dendrite; vesicle; membrane.
ACGUGACGUGCGUGACGACGUGUCGGCCAUCUUGUGUUGUUGAGGCUGAGGACUGACUUGGGUUCUGAGAGACUCCCUGUCCCGGACCGCAGUGUUAAAGGACCUAAACAAAGUCUGCUCAAACCUCCUGCUGUGAACCAGCAGAACUUUUGAACAGGUUUCUCCCCAUACAAAAAAAUCUUGUGAAAUACGGAGAAAAAUGGCAGCAGAAACACAGACACUGAACUUUGGGCCUGAAUGGCUCCGAGCUCUGUCCAGUGGUGGGAGUAUUACGUCCCCUCCUCUUUCUCCAGCAUUGCCGAAGUAUAAAUUAGCUGAUUAUCGCUAUGGCAGAGAAGAGAUGUUAGCACUUUUCCUUAAAGACAACAAGAUACCUUCAGACCUUCUGGAUAAAGAAUUUCUGCCUAUCCUACAGGAGGAACCCCUGCCACCAUUGGCUCUAGUACCCUUCACAGAAGAAGAACAGAGAAACUUUUCCAUGUCUGUAAAUAGUGCUGCUGUCCUGCGAUUGACAGGACGAGGAGGAGGAGGAACAGUGGUGGGGGCUCCUAGAGGUCGAAGUUCUUCAAGAGGGCGAGGCAGAGGUAGAGGUGAAUGUGGUUUUUACCAAAGAAGUUUCGAUGAAGUAGAGGGUGUGUUUGGUCGAGGAGGUGGCAGGGAGAUGCAUAGAUCACAGAGCUGGGAGGAAAGGGGUGACAGACGGUUUGAAAAACCAGGGCGAAAAGAUGUAGGGAGACCAAAUUUUGAGGAAAGUGGACCAACAUCAGUGGGGAGAAAGCAUGAAUUUAUACGGUCAGAAAGUGAAAAUUGGCGAAUCUUUAGAGAGGAACAAAAUGGAGAAGAUGAAGAUGGAGGUUGGCGGCUAGCUGGGUCAAGAAGGGAUGGAGAGAGGUGGCGGCCUCACAGUCCUGGCUGGCGGGAACACAUGGAACGACGUCGGAGGUUUGAGUUUGACUUUCGAGAUCGGGAUGAUGAGCGGGGCUACCGAAGGGUGCGCUCUGGCAGUGGAAGCAUAGAUGACGACAGGGAUAGCUUGCCUGAAUGGUGCUUAGAGGAUGCCGAAGAAGAAAUGGGCACAUUUGACUCAUCUGGUGCAUUCCUCUCUCUUAAAAAAGUACAGAAAGAACCUAUUCCUGAAGAGCAGGAGAUGGACUUCCGGCCAGUGGAGGAAGGGGAGGAGUGUUCUGAUUCUGAGGGCAGCCAUAAUGAAGAGGCCAAAGAACCUGAUAAGACAAAUAAGAAAGAGGGAGAGAAAACAGAAACUAGUGAGGAUAUACCCCAUACUUCAUCGUCAUCUGUUAGACCAGCUACUCCUUCAGACCAUCAGCCUCAGGAAGCAUCACAGUUUGAGAGGAAAGAUGAACUCCAAACUGAACAAAGGGAAAAAAGUGAAGAGGAGACUCGGGUGGAAAGUAGUCUAUCAGCCAAGGUCCCCAACAGAGUGGAGGAAAUGGUUACCGAUAUCCAGCAGCCCCUGACUCAGCUCCCUCCAGACACAGCCUCUCCUCUUCUCAUACUUCCACCUCCUGUUCCUGCUCCUAGUCCUGCCCUGCGGCCAGUUGAGAUGCCAGUUGUUGGUGCUCCUGGGAUGGGCAGUGUUUCCACAGAGCCAGAUGAUGAAGAGGGCCUCAAACACUUGGAGCAGCAAGCUGAGAAAAUGGUGGCUUAUCUUCAAGACAGUGCACUAGAUGAUGAGAGACUGGCCUCAAAACUGCAAGAGCACAGAGCUAAGGGUGUGUCAAUUCCAUUGAUGCAUGAAGCAAUGCAAAAGUGGUAUUACAAAGAUCCUCAGGGAGAAAUCCAAGGUCCCUUCAAUAAUCAGGAGAUGGCCGAGUGGUUUCAGGCAGGCUACUUCACAAUGUCUUUGCUGGUGAAGAGAGCAUGCGAUGAAAGCUUCCAGCCUCUUGGUGACAUCAUGAAAAUGUGGGGAAGGGUUCCCUUCUCUCCCGGCCCAGCUCCCCCUCCUCAUAUGGGGGAGUUGGACCAGGAAAGACUGACCAGGCAGCAGGAACUCACGGCCUUAUACCAGAUGCAGCACCUCCAGUACCAACAGUUCUUAAUACAACAACAGUAUGCACAGGUUUUGGCUCAACAGCAGAAAGCAGCCUUGCCAUCCCAGCAGCAACAACAGUUGACCAUUCUUCUACAACAGUUCCAGGCUCUGAAAAUGAGAAUAUCUGAUCAGAGCAUCAUUCCCUCAGUAACUAGGUCUGUGUCAGUACCAGAUACUGGCUCUAUCUGGGAGCUUCAGCCAGCAACCUCACAGCCAACAGUUUGGGAAGGUGGUAGUGUAUGGGAUCUUCCUCUGGACACCACAACACCAGCCCCUGCCCUGGAACAGCUUCAGCAGCUAGAAAAGGCCAAAGCUGCAAAGUUAGAGCAGGAGAGAAGAGAGGCAGAAAUAAGGGCAAAACGGGAAGAGGAGGAAAGGAAGAGGCAAGAAGAGCUCCGGAGACAGCAGGAGGAAAUUCUUCGGAGGCAGCAGGAAGAAGAGCGGAAAAGGAGGGAGGAAGAAGAGCUUGCCCGAAGGAAACAGGAAGAGGCUCUGCGUCGCCAGAGGGAGCAAGAAAUUGCAUUAAGACGACAGCGAGAAGAAGAAGAAAGACAGCAGCAAGAAGAAGCUCUUAGAAGACUGGAAGAAAGGAGAAGAGAAGAGGAAGAAAGGCGGAAACAGGAGGAAUUGUUAAGGAAACAGGAGGAGGAGGCUGCCAAAUGGGCCCGAGAAGAAGAAGAAGCAGCCCAGCGUCGAUUAGAGGAGAACCGGCUGCGAAUGGAAGAGGAGGCAGCCAGACUCCGGCAUGAGGAAGAGGAGCGGAAGAGGAAAGAGUUGGAGCUGCAGAGGCAGAAGGAACUGAUGCGCCAGAGGCAGCAGCAGCAGGAGGCCCUAAGGAGGCUGCAGCAGCAGCAGCAACAGCAGCAGCUGGCACAGAUGAAGCUUCCUUCUUCUUCAACGUGGGGCCAGCAGUCUAACACAACAGCAUGUCAGUCUCAGGCCACGCUGUCACUGGCUGAAAUCCAAAAAUUGGAAGAAGAACGAGAACGGCAGCUUCGUGAAGAGCAAAGGCGCCAGCAGAGGGAAUUGAUGAAAGCUCUCCAGCAGCAGCAGCAGCAGCAGCAGCAGCAGCAGAAACUCUCAGGUUGGGGGAAUGUGAGCAAACCUGCAGGUACCACGAAGUCUCUCCUGGAGAUCCAGCAGGAAGAGGCCAGGCAGAUGCAGAAGCAGCAGCAACAGCAGCACCAGCAGCACCAGCAACCAAACAGAGCCCGGAAUAACACACAUUCCAACCUGCACACCAGCAUUGGGAAUUCUGUUUGGGGCUCUAUAAAUACCGGUCCUCCUAACCAAUGGGCAUCUGAUAUAGUCAGUAGUAUCUGGAGUAACGCUGACACUAAGAACUCUAACAUGGGAUUCUGGGAUGAUGCAGUGAAAGAGGUGGGACCUAGGAAUUCAACAAAUAAAAAUAAAAAUAACGCCAGUCUCAGUAAAUCUGUAGGUGUAUCUAACCGGCAGAAUAAGAAAGUAGAAGAAGAAGAAAAGUUGCUGAAGCUGUUUCAGGGAGUAAAUAAAGCCCAAGAUGGAUUUACCCAGUGGUGUGAACAGAUGCUUCAUGCCCUUAAUACAGCAAAUAACUUGGAUGUUCCCACAUUUGUUUCUUUCCUGAAAGAAGUAGAAUCUCCUUAUGAGGUCCAUGAUUAUAUCAGGGCUUAUCUAGGAGAUACUUCUGAGGCCAAGGAGUUUGCCAAGCAGUUCCUUGAGCGCCGUGCCAAACAGAAAGCCAGCCAGCAGCGUCAGCAGCAGCAGCAGCAACAGCAGCCGCAGCAGCCGCAGCAGCCGCAGCAGCCGCAGCAGCAGAACUCUGUGUGGGGGAUGAACCACAGUACACUCCAUUCAGUAUUUCAGACCAAUCAAAGUAACAACCAACAAUCCAGUUUUGAAGCUGUACAAAGCGGCAAGAAGAAGAAAAAGCAGAAGAUGGUCCGAGCAGAUCCCAGUUUACUAGGGUUUUCAGUCAAUGCAUCAUCAGAGCGGCUCAACAUGGGGGAAAUCGAGACUCUGGAUGACUACUGAAGCACCCGCCACUCUUGCCACUGCACUAGCCUCCCAUCUCCUGUCUGCCAGCCAUGGAUUCUCCGCCUCUGGACGCAACACGCACUCACCAUUUAUUCUUCAUUAUUCUGCAACAAAUCACAGAACCGAUCAUCUCAGGCUUUUUUCUUCCCACCCUUUGUGUCCACAAUUCUUUAAACCAUUUUUGUUGGUGAGCAUCUCAGACUGUACAUAGUGGACCAGACCCUGCGUCUUCGGGGUGGCAGGUGGGAUCGCUCCCCAACAAGGCUGAUUUUUGGCAGCAAGUAUUCACUGUUUUGUGAUUUCAUCUACUGUCUCCCAGGAAAUGUGUUGGGAUCUACCAGUAGUAACUUACUUUUUCUUGUCCCAUUUUCCCCUUCUCUUUUGUUUUUUGUUUUUUUUUCUUCUUCUUCUUCUUCUUCUUCUUCUUCUUCUUCUUUUUUCCCUCACAAGGGCAAGGAGGUCUACCUGGUGCAAUCAUGAAGAGAGUUAAUGGUUAACAGACAUUGGCCAACAACAAAAUGCACCAUGGACUGUGACUCAAGUGUCUGACAGAGACAGGCAGAACUCUAGUCUGGAGGCUGCGUGGCUGCUGUAACUUUGGGAUUGCAUCACAGAGGCCCUGAGUGGGG